AUGCGCAAAGUCAAAUGCGACGAAUCGUUCCCGGUCUGCAACCGAUGUGUCUCUACGGGCCGUAUCUGUGAUGGCUAUGGCGUCUGGGGAGGCGGCGGCAACCAGUACGGGGGCCGCCAGUCCUCUGAUAGUCCACCAGACAUGCUAGACGCACCUCCUCCACUUGUCUGCAUUUCACCCGUUAUUGCUAGUAUGGACGACAAAGCCUCCUUCGACUGGUUUCGCGCUAAGACAAUCGUCAAGUUGCCGGGAUCUUAUCUCUCCGAUUUCUGGACUAAGAUCCUUCUGCAGGCCAGCCACAAGGAACAAGCUGUCUGGCAUGCUAUCCUUGCCCUAAGCACCACGCAUAGAGUAGGCCUUGUCGAAACCGGUUCCGAUCCCGAUGAAACGACUAGAUCGAGUCUAGAGCAGACUUCCCUGCGCCACUUAAUCAGAGCCGUCCGCUACUUGCAUCCACAUUUCUCUGCCACAGACAAGGCGUCCCCCCGCGUGGUGCUUAUCGUCUGUCUUGUCUUCGUUGUGCAUGAUCUUCUUCGUGGACACUUUGUGUCUGCGCAGGUCCAUCUCCGCAAUGGGCUCAGCAUUCUGGCACAGCGACAGAUUGCCACUCAGGGCAAGAAGCUUCGAUAUAGCGAGCCUAUCGACGAUACAAUUGGCGAAGCCUUCUUCCGUCUUCAUAGCCAAGUAGAGCUCCUCCAGCAUCAGCAUUGCCCUCGCCCCUGUCCCCUCCCAGAACCCCUACAACCGCUGCAUCAUCCCGGUCAAGAACACUACGGUCUCAUACCCUCUCGCUUCCCCUCAUUCACAUCCGCCUGGCGCGGCCUAGACCAAUGUCUGAACGAGAUCUUCCGCCUCUCCGCACACGCCCGAGCCCUAGACUUACAUGAUGAGGACCCUGCCGCCUCAAAGGCCCUAAUUACCCAUCAACAACGCAUUACACACGCCCUCCAAACCUGGCUAUCAGCAUACAACGCCGCCCUCCCAACCCUCCAAUCCUCGCCAUCCCCCGCAAUAGCCAAAGCAAAAGCCACCGUCCACCGCCUCAUCCUCGCCUAUCACACCAUGCUCACAAUCAUGGCCGCAACAACCCCAUCAACAUCCGAAACAACCUUCGACACCCACACCCCCGCCUUCAAAACAAUCAUCUUCCUCCUCUCACGCAUGUGGAAGCUCUACGCCGCGGACCCCUCGCACCCCGCAAUGUCAAAUCCAGCCGCAGCAUCUGCCUUCCACAGCAUACGUAACGGAACCGGAAGCCCCAAAAAGCAGUGGAUUGGAACGUGCGAUAUGGGCCACACGAUCGUCGACAUCGGCUGGAUGAUCCCGCUCUUCUAUACGGCGACGAGAUGCCGUGAGAGACGGGUUCGACGGACGGCGAUUCAGCUCUUGGAAUCUACGAAUCACCGCGAGGGGAUCUGGGACGCGAAGAUCACGGCUUGUAUUGCGAGGAGGGUGAUGGAGAUUGAGGAGGGGGAUUUCUACGAUGGGUGCGGCGGGUCUAGUGAUCUCGAUAACGGUGUUAGCAUUCCCGAUGAGGAUGGUCAGGGUCAACGUGAUAGAGCCUCGUCGUCUUCGGCAUUCACGAGCGAAGCGAAAUCGGAACCGGGUCCAGACCAGGUUUUGCCGGAGUCGAGCCGGAUACGGGAUCUUGAGGUCCGGAUGGAGGGGGAUCCGCUGGAACGGGUUCUCUUGUUCGGGAGCUGGGAGGGGAUGAAUGGGAGGGUGAGUCUUGGGGAGUAUGAUGUUCUCGAGCAGCGGUGGCUAUGA
Aspergillus mulundensis is the source of this 1767-nucleotide messenger RNA. RefSeq lists its product as uncharacterized. Gene Ontology annotation, molecular function: zinc ion binding; DNA-binding transcription factor activity, RNA polymerase II-specific. The coding region runs from base 1 to 1767 and encodes 588 amino acids. Lineage: Eukaryota; Fungi; Ascomycota; Eurotiomycetes; Eurotiales; Aspergillaceae. Gene Ontology annotation, biological process: regulation of DNA-templated transcription. The transcript has a single exon. The record is from RefSeq and is a predicted model, not a curated record.